This is a messenger RNA of Oncorhynchus kisutch (coho salmon), 2795 nucleotides long. Its product is annotated as prostaglandin E2 receptor EP1 subtype. Bases 457 to 1644 code for a protein of 395 amino acids. Gene Ontology annotation, biological process: inflammatory response; positive regulation of cytosolic calcium ion concentration; adenylate cyclase-activating G protein-coupled receptor signaling pathway. Gene Ontology annotation, molecular function: thromboxane receptor activity; prostaglandin E receptor activity. The record is from RefSeq and is a predicted model, not a curated record. Lineage: Eukaryota; Metazoa; Chordata; Actinopteri; Salmoniformes; Salmonidae. Gene Ontology annotation, cellular component: plasma membrane. The transcript is spliced from 5 exons.
UGAGAAGCACGCGUCAGAGAACCUGCGGUACAGCCUAUCCGCAGCACUGGAAUAUUCCUCGCGCUCACUCUCUGGUCAUGAAACUCCAAUCAAACGGAUUUAAAAGCGAGGAAGGCAAUUCUGUUGGGAAGUUGUUGAACAUUUGUUUUCGGAGAACAGUGGGGAAUAUGAACUCAAUGGCAUCAUCCUGCCGAAGAGAUAUCAUAGAACAAUGGUUCUUCUUUUAGAGUACUUUUAUUCUGCCCCACUCGGUUUAGGAAGACUUGUGAAUGUGUUUCGUUUUCAACGGUUUCUUUGGAUUAUAUAGAUACCUGUAUAUCUAUCUGCAAUCUGGAUUUAGAAUAACACCGCGGACUAUUCCGUUCACAGGGUGGACAUCACCAUUGACUGGAAUUAUUCAUCCCUAUCUGUAAUGCCUCUCUCAGUGAUGGGGUUCCUGACCUUCAAAGCCCAGUGAUGCUAGCCAUGAAUCACUACAACCUCUCCGGGCCCCCGGGCGCCCUCGACCCCCUCUCCAACCUCAGCCAGUGGGACACGGAUAUGGUGGAAAUGGAGAGUCUGGCUCACCAGGGGAACCUCACCUCGGACAGGCCUAUGUCCGGAGGCCCGAUUGCAGCCGCUCUCUCCAUGACCCUGGGCGUCAUCUCCAACAUCGUGGCUUUGUUCAUCCUGGCCAACGCCUACUCCCACCAGCGCCGACGCUCCAAAGCCACCUUCCUCCUCUUCGCCAGCUCCCUGGUACUCACAGACUUUUUUGGGCACAUCAUCCCGGGAGCGCUGGUCCUCCGGCUUUACCUCUCCGGAGGGGUGUUCCCCGAGGCGGUCGCCGCUUCCUCAAACGGCUCGACCGACCCCAUGUGCCAGUUCCUGGGUGGAUCUAUGGUGUUCUUCGGUCUGUGCCCGCUGUUCCUGGGCUGUGCGAUGGCCGCCGAGCGCUGUCUGGGUGUCACGCAGCCACUGCUCCACUCCUCCUUAGUUACCACCACCCGUACCAAGCUGUCCCUCUCUGGUAUCUGGCUGGUGGCCCUCUGCGUGGCCCUGCUGCCCUGUUUCCAGCUGGGUUCAUACACCUACCAGCACCCCAACAGCUGGUGUUUUAUCAAGGUCUUAGCUAACGACACCCAGGAAGCGGACGUAGCCUUUGUUACGCUCUUCUCCGGGCUGGGCCUGACGUCGCUGGGGGUGGCCCUGGUGUGUAACACCAUCAGCGGGCUGACCCUGGUUCUGGCCAGGCUGAGACGGAGGCCAUCGGGCUACUCAUCGUCCCACAGUCACCGCUCAGUGGCCAAGAGCCAUGAUAUAGAGAUGGUGGUGCAGCUGGUGGGCAUCAUGGUCACGUCCUGUAUCUGCUGGAGCCCUCUGCUGAUCUUCGGGCUCAUGUCGGUGAUGCACUCCUAUAGGGGCUCCAUUGAUAAAGCUGACAUGGCCACCUACGAGACGUUGAAUUUGAUGGGCGUGAGGCUGGCUUCCUGGAACCAGAUCCUGGACCCCUGGGUCUAUAUACUGCUACGUCGGGCCGUCCUCCGCAAGAUCUACCUCAUCACCAAGCGCCAGGCCGAUUUGAAUGGGAGUGUGCUCCGACGGUGGGAGGGGAACUCGUUUCAGAGCAAGAGCUCGGAAAACAGUCCCGUUAACAGGAUAUGAGAUCAUAACCAAGCGCCAGGCCGAUUUGAAGGGGAGUGUGCUGCUAUGCUGGGAGUGGAACCCCUUUCAGAGUAAAAGCUUGGAGAAGAAUACAGUCAACAGGAUAUGACUGUGUGACCGACGGUGUUCGAGUGAAUGCCAGAAGAAGACUGCAUUAGCCCACUAAGCUAAAGCCUAGUAUUGACCAGGGAGCCAAAGCAACUCUUUAGGUCUCAGGCAAGGUUACUCAUCAUGCAGCGAGCGUGGUCCUUGGUACUUGUGGUGGUCACCGACAGAAAAAGAGGACAUUUCUGUUAUCACGUAUAGUGAAGGAUACGAUUCUCUGAAAAAUGAGGAUUACAUGUUCUUCAGCCAUGGCAGUAUCUCUCAAUCUUCUUUAUCACAGUGACUGGCAAGCUAAGAUCAUCAUCCUUUGGAUAUCUCUUAAAUUAAAACUAGGAAUUGAGUAUGGACAUACCUGGUGUCCGAGUACGGUCUAUUGGACCAGUCAGUCUGCAUUAUCCCACAGACCGAGAGUUGGGAAACACAAUACCCCACAGAUGGAGAGUUGGGAAACACAAUACCCCACACACAGAGAGUUGGGAAACACAAUACCCCACACACGGAGAGUUGGGAAACACAAUACCCCACACACGGAGAGUUAAGAAACACACUCGCAUAGUGAGUAGGUCAAAGGCUUGAAGCGUAUGAAGAUGUGCAGCUAUAUCAGCAGGUUCAUCUGAGAGAUCAGAAGUUCAAAGCCUAGCUACAUAUCUUCAUGAAUAGAAUGUAACGCAGAAGAAUAUCACAAUUCAUUCAACAUAUUGGAUCUCAUUUGUGGAACGUUACAUUUGAUUAUUCUGAAGUCUGUUGGUUAAGGUUUAACAAUGACAUUUUAACAUCAUCGAUGUCUAACGAUUCCAGAACGACUCCAAGAAAACGGAGUUGUAUGCUAUGUAAAUGUUAUGCUAAGAUUAAGAUUGCUUGUUAAGUAAAAGGAGAACUACGAUUUUUUCCUGAGCUUCUGAUGUAUAAAAAUGCUACUUCAUGUCAAAUAUUGAACAAGUUAUAAAUAUUUAUUGCUUUUCCUCAAUUCUCUGGGGACGUGUAGAGAAGUUAUGGAACGUAAUUGAAUGUGAUGAAAUAAAGAAGAAUGUUUUGACUGAAUUAGA